UCGGCGAGGCUAUAUCCAUCCAACUCACCACCAGCUCGCGGCGGCGAUUUUCUACUGCGAGCAUAUCUUAUCUGCCCUAGAUACAGAUUGCACUUUCUUUUAGCCUGCAUAUAGCUCUCUAUAUAUUGAAGUUCUCGCCGUAGUCGUCAAAAAUAAGGAAUCUCUCUCAGUGUUUCGCUUAUUUAUAUCUCAGUUGCCUCCUCCGUCUCUGAUUUGCCUUGAUUAGUAUAUCGAUCUUGUUUUUCCUGGUCGGUUUCCUGAAAUUCUGGUUGAAUUGACCUGAAAUAUCGCUAGAUUUGAUACACGGACGCCUAUAAAUUUGUGUAAUUAAAAUCGAUACUACAGUAUAUAAUAACAGUAUAAGAUAUAUAAAGAGGUUUUGGUGGAUUCGGGAACCGCGAGAACGAUGUCGGCGGUGUCAGGAUCGGGGAUUCAUGUGCGAGGCGGCGGCAUGAUGAAGCCGGUCUGCGCGCCGAGCCAUCAGCUGAAUGUGGUGGCGGCUUUAUCCCGCAGGGUGAGGGUGUCACGUGCAUUUGCGUCGAAGCAUAGGAUGGUGAACCUGGACAACAGGUUUGUCAACGGCACGAAGCUGCGGAGCAGUGCCCGGAUGGAGAGGAUGCAGCUUUGGCAGGCGGACGGGCUGGGCCGUUCACCGAAGCUGCGGUUUGUCGCGAAGAAUUCGAUGUCUCAGGUGCCGGAGAAGCCGCUUGGGUUGUAUGAUCCGGCCUUCGACAAGGAUUCGUGUGGAGUCGGGUUUGUGGCGGAACUUUCUGGUGAAAGCAGCCGUAAAACGGUGACGGAUGCUAUAGAGAUGUUAGUGCGGAUGACCCACAGAGGUGCGUGUGGCUGUGAGACAAACACUGGAGAUGGAGCUGGAAUUCUUGUUGGCGUUCCUCAUGAAUUCUACAGAGAGGCUGCGAAAGAUGCUGGAUUUGAGUUGCCCCCACCUGGGGAAUAUGCAGUCGGCAUGUUUUUCUUGCCUGUUUUGGACAGUCGGAGGGAACAAAGUAAAAUUGUAUUCACAAAGGUGGCAGAAUCACUUGGGCACUUGGUUCUUGGGUGGCGUCUUGUGCCCACAGACAACUCAGGAUUGGGCAAGUCUGCUUUGCAGACAGAACCUGUCAUCGAACAAGUUUUUCUUACAGCCACUCCACGGUCUAAGGCCGAUUUUGAACAACAGAUGUACAUAUUAAGGAGGGUUUCUAUGGUAGCAAUCCGAGCUGCAUUAAACCUUCACCACGGUGGGGUUAGAGACUUCUACAUAUGUUCUCUGUCGUCCAGGACUGUUGUCUACAAGGGUCAGCUGAAACCUGAACAGUUGAAGGAAUAUUAUUAUGCAGAUCUUGGAAAUGAAAGGUUUACGAGCUACAUGGCCCUGAUACACUCUAGAUUCUCAACAAACACAUUCCCUAGCUGGGAUCGAGCUCAGCCAAUGCGGGUCCUUGGUCACAAUGGAGAGAUAAAUACACUUCGAGGCAACGUCAAUUGGAUGAGGGCACGUGAGGGCCUUCUGAAAUGUAAGGAGCUUGGCCUCUCAAAGACUGAGAUGAAGAAGCUUCUGCCAAUUGUAGAUGCCAGCUCUUCUGACUCAGGUUCAUUUGAUGGUGUACUAGAGCUUUUGGUUAGAGCUGGUAGAAGUCUCCCUGAAGCUAUGAUGAUGAUGAUCCCCGAAGCCUGGCAAAAUGAUAAAAAUAUGGAUCCUGACAGAAGGGCUCUUUAUGAAUAUUUCUCAGCUCUGAUGGAGCCAUAAUAUCCGAGAUCUUGUGGUUUUUGGUUCUUUAAUUUAAUGAAUGUCUUUUGUUUUGUGUUUAAUAUAUGGUGUGGAAAUAUUAUUUGAUUUAUAAUAUUGUUGUGGAUGUGGGAUUUUCUACCUAGCCAAAUUAAAUUUUGGUUUUAUUAA
Messenger RNA from Salvia splendens (bonfire salvia), 1900 nucleotides. Its product is annotated as glutamate synthase 1 [NADH], chloroplastic. Gene Ontology annotation, molecular function: glutamate synthase (NADH) activity. NCBI's taxonomy places the organism in Eukaryota, Viridiplantae, Streptophyta, Magnoliopsida, Lamiales, Lamiaceae. The transcript has 10 exons. The coding region runs from base 407 to 1750 and encodes 447 amino acids. Gene Ontology annotation, biological process: ammonia assimilation cycle. The record is from RefSeq and is a predicted model, not a curated record.